AUGGAUCUUCUGCAGGAGCUCGAGACCUUGGCCGUCGUCGUUGAUGCCAACAACGACUAUGACGGUUCUUUCAACGAGCUUUUCCAUGCGCCCAUGCCUAUGGCCAUGGCCGUCCCGAACGAGCAGCCAUCGGCAGCCGCGGGCGUUCCAGAUCUCAAGUCAACCUACCUCGUCAAAUUGGAAUGCCCACUAACCACUCCGGCCAUGGUCCAAGAGCUUGCCGGGAUGCUUCAUCUCCCUCAGCAAGUCGACGGAUCCGGAGACGCUGGAGACGCCUCCUUUUGCUUUGUGAAUGGCACCGAGAAGAGCGCCAUCACCGCUGCCCUCGCAGGUACAUUCAAGCCCACUUUCAUUCGAAUCAACCGGGCAGAGAAGGCUCUCGACUGCAACAGCCCAGCUCCAUGCCUUAACCACGACGCAACUCUCCCCCACCACCGCGCUACUGACGACACCCAGACCUUCCUGCCCGGCCAAAGCCAGUAUCCUGCUUGGUACUUCUUCUACGGAACCCUUGCGAGCCCUGAGGUCCUCAUCGAUAAACUGGAGUUGGAUGCCCCUCCUACCCUGUGCCCGGCCACGGUCCAAGGCGAAUUGAGGACCUGGGGUGGUAAGUACAAAGCCCUGACUGACGGCGUUGACACCGUAGACGGCUGGGCUUACGAGGUCACUUCUGCCGCGCACGAAGACGUCCUGCGAUACUAUGAGACUGAUCAGUAUGAGGUCGUCAGGUGCGCCAUCACCAUGACUCACGCAGCAGAGACUGUCUUCGGACUUACGUUCCGAUAUGUUGGAGCUUGCGACUGA
This is a messenger RNA of Aspergillus mulundensis, 804 nucleotides long. Its product is annotated as gamma-glutamylcyclotransferase family protein. The coding region runs from base 1 to 804 and encodes 267 amino acids. NCBI's taxonomy places the organism in Eukaryota, Fungi, Ascomycota, Eurotiomycetes, Eurotiales, Aspergillaceae. The record is from RefSeq and is a predicted model, not a curated record. The transcript has a single exon.